AUGGCGACCAAGCAACCGGCCGCGUUCCCGACCCUCACGGACCUCAAGCGGUCGCUACCAAGCGAGUGCUUCGAAUCCUCAUUGCCGCUGUCACUCUACUACACGCUGCGCUCGCUCGUGUUUGCUGGUUCCUUGGCUUUGAGUCUCAGCUACGCGCUCGCCCAGCCACUCGUCCAGAGCUUCUACCCGCUCCGUGUCGCUCUCAUCGCGGGCUACACCGUGCUCCAGGGCGUGAUCUUCUGGGGCUUUUUCACCAUCGGUCAUGAUGCCGGUCACGGCGCUUUCAGCCGCUACCCGGUGCUCAACUUCACCGUCGGGACGCUCAUGCACUCGCUCAUCCUCACGCCGUUCGAGUCGUGGAAACUCACGCACCGCCACCACCACAAGAACACGGGCAACAUCGACCGAGACGAGAUCUUUUACCCCCAACGGGAGAGCGACGACCACCCCGUUUCUCGCCAUUUGACCUUCACGCUCGGAGCUGCGUGGUUCGCCUACCUCGUCGAGGGGUUCCCACCUCGGAAACUCAAUCACUACAACCCGUUCGAGCCGCUCUUUGGACGGAGAGUAGCUGCUGUUAUCAUCUCACUUCUCGCCCAGUUUUUCGUCGCGGGGCUCUCGAUCUACCUCUGCUUUCAAGUGGGAGUUCCGACGGUGGCGCUCUAUUACUACGGACCGAUCUUUGUCUUUGGCACGAUGCUCGUCAUCACGACGUUUUUGCACCACAAUGACGAGGAGACGCCGUGGUAUGGAGACGAGGACUGGUCGUACGUCAAGGGCAACCUCUCGUCGGUGGAUCGGUCAUACGGACCGCUCAUUGACAACCUGAGCCACAACAUUGGCACGCACCAGGUCCAUCACCUGUUCCCCAUUAUUCCCCACUACAAGCUCAAGCCCGCGACAGCUGCUUUUCGUCGUGCUUUUCCUCACCUCGUACGCAAGAGCGACGAGCGGAUUCUUCAGGCGUUUUACCGCAUCGGUCGGCUCUAUGCAAAGUACGGCGUCGCCGACUCGUCAGCCAAGCUGUUUACACUCAAGGAAGCCCAAUUGACGUCGAAAGCAGCAAGUGAUGCCAAAGCAGCUUAG
This is a messenger RNA of Peronospora matthiolae, 1086 nucleotides long. The record is from the annotation of a GenBank genome assembly. NCBI's taxonomy places the organism in Eukaryota, Oomycota, Peronosporomycetes, Peronosporales, Peronosporaceae.